Messenger RNA from Giardia duodenalis, 3276 nucleotides. RefSeq lists its product as uncharacterized. The transcript has a single exon. NCBI's taxonomy places the organism in Eukaryota, Fornicata, Diplomonadida, Hexamitidae. The record is from RefSeq and is a predicted model, not a curated record. The coding region runs from base 1 to 3276 and encodes 1091 amino acids.
AUGACCUUUCCCCUAUCUGAUUCGGAUCCUGAUGUCCCCGAGGAGACGAUCUCGUUUAAGACAGGCGUCAACCUCUUUGAAAAACAUGUGCAAGCAAUCUCUACGGGCAGUCCAAACUCCAUCAUGCUUGCCCUUAGCACUCUGCAUAGCGCCGAUUUCAGUACAGAACGCAGCAGAUCACUUUUUUAUCAGGUUGGCGGGCAUCAGGCCCUCAUCUCUCUGCUGACUCUCAACCGGCAAGCCGACUUGGGCCAUGCUCCCCUUCACAUAACCGCUUUGAUUCUCUCGGAGUGUCUUGGGCUUAUUAAAAAGCUUGUGCAAUAUGAUGAUGUGUCCCGCGUUCUUUUUGCCGGGCCUGUGUCACAAACCCCAGAGCAAUACAACAAGGCGGCCUACCAGCGGCGAACAGAUCCCCGUUCUAUAAACUAUGACGAUUAUAAUUAUGUCACGCUAGAUGCUGGUGUCCCUAUCUACCUCUCUAUUCUUUUAAACCAGCAGGUGGAACCGGAUAUCCGGGUCCGUGCAAUGCAAAUUUUAACCGAGCUUUUCUUGUGUGCACUUCCCCGGCGGGUCUUCCACUACCUGGAAGGUCCUGCCAGCGUGGUUAAGCGCCUGUCUGCAGCCAUUCCUCUUCUUUUCACCGGCAACAUUUUCACCAAUCAACUGAAGCCAAACAAAACCGUUGAGCCUGCCAUUAUACAAGAGGUAUCUGCCAUGAUAUACAUGGUUUGCAACCUGUGCUCCUCUGCUUCCGCGCGUAAUCAGCUUAGGACAAACGGACUGGUCUCCAUUCUCUGCACCCUCUUAGAUUAUAUAGACGUGGAGAUAUAUGAGCCAUGCGUCUUAUGCCUCAGCAAAAUGGUACAGUACAACAACCAGGCUGUUCUGCAGGAGCUUAUACACGCCGCAAACUCUAUUUCUCGCAUCUGCUCCAUGAUCCUUCCAGCUGCAUCUACUCAGUUUCUUCGGGCUGCUGCACUGGUGCUAGCGAAGGUAGCGAACGUUCCCGGUGGCGAUGUGGUUGUCACAACAUCUGGUGGCAUCCAGCCCCUCAUAAACAUGUUGACCGUCAACGACAAUAACACGCUACUUGCAGCGUGCCAGGUCAUAGUUGGCAUCAGCUCCAAGCCAUGUGUUCACGAUGGGGACCCUGACACUGCGGAGGCAAGUAUAUUCUCGAUGAAUCACAUGAUAGCAAAGGAGCUAAUCAAUAACAAAGUGCUGGUUCAUAUUCAGGAGCUGUUAGACAGCUGCGGGAUAGAAGUGGAAGAACCUGGACCACCCCCUUCUAACGUGGCCCCGGGCCAGUGCAGAGAAGUGAGGCGUAACCCGCGUACGCGUUUAUUUAAGCUCAAGGAAAACGUCAGUUCUGAUCUCUUCAAUCAGCAGGGCAACCAGCUUGACGCCCCGUCUAGUGCAUCUAAAGCUGGCACUGACCGGGCACUCACAAAAGGCCCCAGCUUAUUGAGUGCGUCGACUUCAGGACAUAGAGACAAUGGCGCUACUUCCCUUAAUGACGAAGUGCCCCUCUCUACCUGGAGCAAUCUAACGUCGUGGCUUUUGCAUGCUCUUGCAAACAUAUGCCCAUCAGAGCACAUUGUGCCUAUUCUCAAGAAGAGUAACCAGAUGCUUCGGACCCUUCUUGGUCUUACUGGGAGCUGUAAUCCCUGUGUUAUUCGGUGGGCCUGCCAGUGCUUGGCAAAUCUUGCUAAGCACCCCGAGAUUGCCAAGAUUUUAUAUGAAAUAGGUUCGCUAGACGUCCUUUUCACUGUGCUGAAACGGUGCAUUGAAAACUCUGCCUUGGAAGAAGACUAUGGAAAACUAGCCAAAGCCGCCAUAGUGGCCAGUGCUGCCGAGGCGUUAACUGGGGUCUUAGAAGACCCAAAGAUUGCCGCUAUAGCUGGGCGCAGCGUGACUGGUAUCUUUGGGCUCUUAAUACAAGGACUAAAAACUGUUGCAAACGGAACUGCCCGUGCAUGGCUGUGUGGUGUCAUUGCGCGGCUUGCUAAAGAGCGUGAUAAUAGCAUAGUGCUGUUGGAGCAUAGGGCCGUUGAUUACCUCAGCUUCUUGUGCCUGGAAGCCUCUCAACUAUUAGACUCAUAUGACUUUACGUUCCGCGAGCAGGUAUGUCUUGCAGUUGCAAACUUGUGCUUCAGCUCCCCAUUUUACCGUCAAGGAAGACAAAACUUACAGGACAGUGAUACUCAGGUAGAUUCUAGCAGCCAUCCCAAACGACGUUCUGCCAAGCAGCAGCAGAUGUUCAAUCUAUUUCAGCAGGAAUAUGCAAAGUAUGGACAGUGCUACGGAGAUGGUAACGUUAUUGUGGAGUUCGGAAGACGUGGAGUCGUAUCGGCUGUCUGCACGUUCUUGACCCCUGUUAGUCUCGGUGAACAUGUUCAAAAAGUAUCUUUACAGGAAUUUCAGUGUCUUCGAGCGGCUGCGUAUGUUGCACACGCUCUCAGUACUGUGGGGAGGAACGCUAUCCUGAUGUACAAGGAAAGAAGCAUUGACAAGCUGCUCUAUUUGAUAGCUAUAGGUGAUAAGGCCACUCAGACCAGCGCAGCUAACGCGCUUCGGUGCAUCCGGACAGAGAUUUUUAGCAUGCUUUCAGUUCUAAAGAAGUACAAGGGCUCACGGGUAGGUGUUUACACUAGAGAUGAGCAUAAGGCGAUAAUUGAAGCAGCCGGGAAAGAGGAUGACACGCAGCUGGAGUUUAUAACUAGCAACGGAUCCAUGGACGCAAGCUUGGGACCCGGUUGGAACGCCGUGACAUUAGACGAUGUAACAGUGGUCUCAAACAAGGUACGGUUUGCGUCAGACAAAGAAUUAACUCCUAAAUCCAUUCGAACAAAUGUAACGACUGUUUCAGCGCCAUCUCCAGGUGUUACAAAGAGGACUAAUGGCAUUACACCGGCGCGGGUCUACAACUUAUCUGGCGAGCUAGUAUCUUCUCCGCCCAAACGGAGUAGGCCGGUGGCCGAGGAGGAAGAGGACCUUAAUAACUACAUGGAGAUAUACAUCGGAAAGAUAGAGCAAGACGGAAGCAAAUCUGCCUCAAGAUCGGAGGCGGUGAAUGACAGCUUCAGUCAAGUAUUUGUCAACAGGGCAGGUUCCCUGGAUAGGUCGAAUCUGCAGGGCUCCACCGGAACACUCAAAGCAUCGUCAAAAGCACCAGAAGAUAGCAAUGAUGUGAGGAGCCCGAGCGCAGAGCUAGAUGAGGUACUCACUGUGCUGCCUAGCCCCGGUCCUCCAGGUAGUCCACCCGAAGCCUCCUAG